Molecule: messenger RNA, 2070 nt
Organism: Clonostachys rhizophaga
Lineage: Eukaryota; Fungi; Ascomycota; Sordariomycetes; Hypocreales; Bionectriaceae
Source: the annotation of a GenBank genome assembly
AUGGCCUCUGUACCCAGGGCCUGGCUAUUUUUGGCCAUCGCCAUCUGCUGCCUGCUGCCCAGCGUCCUCGGUGACCUGGUGCACUACGAAGAACGCCAACCCACCAUCACCGACGAGGAGCUCACCGAGUACGCCCGGGAUGUCCUCGACUCCCGCAGCCCCAAUCUUGAGUUUGUUGUAGCCGAGCUGGACUCGCCGAGCAAGCGGGGGCUCUUGAGCAAGGCCGUCGGUGCCGUCAAGAAGGCUGCUCCCGCUCUCAAGAAGGCCGGGGGCGCCGCGAAGAAAGUAGCCGCCACCGCUAAGAAGGCAUCUGCUCCUGCCAAGAAGGUGUCUACCGCUGCGAAGAAAGCUUCCCCAAAGCUCAAGAAAGCGGCUUCUGCUGCCAAGAAGGCUGCUGCUCCCAAGAAGGCUGCCGCUUCUAAGAAAGCCGGUGCCAAAAAAGCACCAAGCAAAGGCGUGAAGAAGGCAUCUGGGAAAAAGGCCUCUGGCAAGGCUCCAGCCAAGAAAGCCAGUGCCAAGAAGUCCCCUGGCAAGAAAGCUCCAGGUAAAGCUCCAGCUAAGAAGGCUCCUGCCAAGAAGGCCGGAGCCAAGAAGCCUGCUGCUAAGAAGACCGGCUCAAAGAAGUCACCUGCCUCAAAGGCCGGUGCUAAGAAAGCUCCUGGCAAGAAGGCUGGAAAGAAAAGUCCUUCUAGCAAACCCGGAUCUAAAAAGGCUGGCGCUAAGAAGACAGCUGGAAAGAAAGCUCCAAGUAAGGCUGGUGCCAAGAAGACCCCCGGCAAGAAGAGUUCCGGAAAGGCGCCUGCUAAGAAGAGUGGUACUAAGAAAGCUGGAGCCAAGAAGACUCCAGGAAAGAAGACUGCUGGAAAGAAGACCCCUACCAAGAAGACCGGUGCUAAGAAAGCCCCGGGAAAGAAGGGUGCUGCCAAGAAAGCUGGAACGAAGAAGACCCCAGGGAAGAAGAUUAGUGCUAAGAAAGCUCCAGGCAAGAAGAAUCCCAUCAAGAAGGCUGGAGCCAAGAAGAAUUCGCCCAAGAAAACUGCGACAAAGAAAGCUCCAAGCAAGAAGUCUCCUGCCAAGAAGACUCCAGGAAAGAAGACUGCUGGAAAGAAGACCCCUACCAAGAAGGCCGGUACCAAGAAAUCCCCGGGGAAGAAGGGCCCUGCUAAGAAAGCUGGAUCUAAGAAGACCCCAGGGAAGAAGACUGCGGCUAAGAAAGCUUCAGGCAAGAAGAAUCCUACUAAGAACACUGGAGCCAAGAAGAGUUCUCCCAAAAAGACUGCGACAAAGAAGGCUCCAGGCAAAAAGGCUCCUGCUAAGAAGACCCCUGGAAAGAAGGACCCUGCCAAGAAGGCUGGGGCCAAUAAGGCUGGAGCCAAGAAGACUGCCGGAAAGAAGACUGCCGGAAAGAAGGCACCAGGUAAGGCUAAGUCGUCGCCACCAAAGAGCUGCCCCCUUGGCAAGCGCUCAGGGGACGGCUCAUGUGUCUUCCGAGGCGACAAUCGGGGUCCCACCAAAAUCAAAGAAGCCGGGGGCUUCAAGAGCAAAGGCUCUACGCACCCGCAGGGUCCCUACAAUAAGCCCGACGCCUUACACAGGCACGUCACGGAGAACUGGAAGGGCGAGAGACCGUACAGGGAUCCUUACAUCUCCACAGCCGCCGAUGUCAAAGUCGCUGAGAAGCAUUACCCCAAUGGGCACAUCUACAAGAUCGCCAAGAACCAGGCUGGCAGGCUCGUUGAUGCAAAUGCGAAGCUUGCAGAGGGUGGCAAGCAAAACCCUCACAAGAAGGAAGGGGAACUAUCUACUAAGGGACCCAUCCGCUGGGACGGCAUCAAGGGGUGGCACAAAAUGAAGAACGGCCAGGCGGGUCCUUACAAGGAGAACUCAGACUACAGGCCAAGUAAAAUACCUAUUCCUAAGCAAUCGAACAACGCGGGAGGUUCGACAUCAAAGCAAGGACAGCCCCAAAGGCAACGGCCAACGUCAGACAAGCCGAGCAAAAUUCCUAUCUUGAAGAACCCCCCUUCAGCGGCAUGGAAGCCGCCCCUUGGAUCCGCUAAAAGAUUCUAA